This is a messenger RNA of Salvia hispanica, 3748 nucleotides long. Its product is annotated as cellulose synthase A catalytic subunit 3 [UDP-forming]-like. NCBI's taxonomy places the organism in Eukaryota, Viridiplantae, Streptophyta, Magnoliopsida, Lamiales, Lamiaceae. Gene Ontology annotation, cellular component: membrane. The record is from RefSeq and is a predicted model, not a curated record. Gene Ontology annotation, molecular function: cellulose synthase (UDP-forming) activity. Gene Ontology annotation, biological process: cellulose biosynthetic process.
GCCAUUUUUGAUAUUCCUCAUAUUUUUAUUUCCAACAAUCAUAAUAAUUGAGAUUUAACAGCUAUACAUACACGGACCUAUAUAUCUCUCUAGUGAGAGAGAGCUGAAGAGAGAAUGCGAGCCGACAGCUAGUGCUUCCUCUACUCGCUCUGCUCUCUCACUCUGCAUUUCCAUCUUCCUUAGCAUUCUGUCCAGAUCGCCUGCGGACCCGAUCUGUGAUUAAUUGGCGGCAUUAUCUGGAUUGCACGUUUUUUUCAGGAGCGCAUUGCGCGGGGAUGUUAAAUUCAGAGUGAAGCUUUCAAUCCGGUUGAUUCUGAUUCACUACUCUUGACUGAGACUGAGUGACAAUGGAACCUGAAGCAGAAAUCAAGGGGAAGACCUUGAAGACUAUUGGCAGCCAGGUCUGUCAGAUCUGUGGGGAUGACGUGGGCUCGACUGCUGACCAUGAGCCAUUUGUUGCUUGCAAUGUCUGCGCAUUCCCGGUUUGCAGGCCUUGCUAUGAAUAUGAGAGGAAAGAUGGAAAUCAGUCUUGCCCUCAGUGCAAAACCAGAUACAAGAGACAUAAAGGGAGUCCUGCAAUUCAUGGUGACAGUGAGGAGGAUGGUGUUUCUGAUGAUGUCGCUGUUGAUGCCCAUUACUCUGAAACUCAAAGUGAGAAGCAGAAGAUUUCGGAGAGAAUGUUGAGCUGGCGUGUUAAUCAUUCGGGAGAAAGUAUUAAUGCCCCAAAGUAUGACAAGGAGGUCCCUCGAAACCACAUUCCAUUGCUUACGAAUGGAACGGAUAUUUCUGGGGAAUUGUCUGCUGCAUCACCUGGCCGCCUUUCAAUGGCAUCUCCACCUCCAGGAGGCAUUGGAAAACCCAGGAUCGUGGAUCCAGUGAGGGAGUUUGGAUCCCCGGGCUUAGGUAAUGUUGCCUGGAAAGAGAGAGUGGAUGGCUGGAAAAUGAAGCAGGAAAAGCCUGUUAUUCCAAUGACUACUAGCCAUCCUCCUUCAGAAAGAGGAGUAGGAGAUAUUGAUGCAAGCACUGAUAUUCUUGUUGAUGAUUCUCUACUGAAUGAUGAGGCCCGACAGCCCCUAGCAAGGAAGGUUUCUAUUCCGUCAUCAAGGAUAAACCCUUACAGGAUGGUUAUUGUAUUGCGGCUGGUGAUUCUGUGUAUUUUCUUGCACUACCGAAUAACAAACCCUGUACCCAAUGCAUAUCCAUUGUGGCUGAUUUCUGUGAUUUGUGAGAUUUGGUUUGCUAUAUCCUGGAUUCUGGAUCAGUUCCCAAAAUGGCUUCCUGUCAACCGUGAGACGUAUCUUGACAGACUUGCUCUGAGAUAUGACAGGGAAGGAGAGCCAUCACAAUUAGCUGCUGUUGACAUAUUUGUCAGUACUGUUGAUCCUCUGAAGGAGCCUCCUCUCGUUACAGCUAAUACUGUUUUGUCCAUUCUUGCGGUAGACUAUCCAGUGGACAAGGUUUCUUGCUAUGUUUCUGAUGAUGGGUCUGCCAUGUUGACAUUUGAAGCUCUAUCGGAGACAUCUGAAUUUGCAAGGAAAUGGGUUCCUUUCUGCAAAAGGUACAGUAUUGAGCCACGGGCUCCUGAAUGGUACUUUGCUCAGAAGAUUGACUACUUAAAAGAUAAAGUCCAGCCAUCUUUUGUGAAAGACCGUCGGGCUAUGAAGAGAGAAUAUGAAGAAUUCAAAAUUCGUAUCAAUGCUCUUGUAUCCAAGGCUCAGAAAGUUCCCGAGGAAGGUUGGGUUAUGCAAGACGGUACACCAUGGCCUGGAAAUAAUACAAGGGAUCACCCUGGAAUGAUUCAGGUUUUCUUGGGCCAAAGUGGAGGUCUUGACAGUGACGGUAAUGAGCUGCCUCGGUUAGUAUAUGUUUCUCGUGAGAAGCGUCCUGGUUUCCAGCAUCAUAAGAAAGCCGGUGCCAUGAAUUCACUUGUUCGUGUGUCAGCAGUUCUUACCAAUGGACCUUUCUUGUUGAAUCUCGAUUGUGAUCAUUACAUUAAUAACAGCAAGGCCUUGCGUGAAGCAAUGUGCUUUUUGAUGGAUCCGAAUCUCGGGAAAUAUGUUUGUUAUGUGCAAUUUCCACAGAGAUUUGAUGGUAUAGAUAGGAGUGAUCGAUAUGCCAAUCGUAACACUGUCUUCUUUGAUAUUAACUUGAGAGGUUUGGAUGGUAUUCAAGGCCCUGUAUAUGUGGGUACUGGAUGUGUCUUCAACAGAACAGCUUUGUAUGGUUAUGAACCUCCCCACAAACCUAAAAAUAAGAAACCCGGGAUGCUUUCUUCCUGCUUUGGUGGAUCAAGAAAGAAAAGUUCUAAAUCAAGUAAGAAGGGUUCAGAUAAGAAAAAGUCUAGCAAGCAUGUUGAUCCUACUGUUCCUAUCUUCAGCUUGGAGGAUAUAGAGGAGGGUGUUGAAGGUGCUGGAUUUGAUGAUGAAAAGUCAUUGCUCAUGUCCCAGAUGAGCCUGGAGAAAAGAUUUGGACAGUCAGCUGUUUUUGUUGCAUCAACCCUGAUGGAGAAUGGUGGCGUGCCUCAGUCUGCAACACCAGAGACUCUCCUGAAAGAGGCUAUUCAUGUCAUUAGCUGUGGCUAUGAAGAUAAGUCAGAAUGGGGAAGUGAGAUAGGAUGGAUCUAUGGUUCUGUCACAGAAGAUAUUCUUACAGGAUUUAAAAUGCACGCACGUGGCUGGCGAUCAAUUUACUGUAUGCCUCCAAGGGCAGCCUUCAAGGGAUCAGCUCCAAUUAAUCUUUCUGAUCGAUUGAAUCAAGUGCUUCGAUGGGCCUUAGGAUCUGUGGAGAUUCUGUUUAGCAGGCAUUGUCCAAUAUGGUAUGGAUACAAAGGAAGGCUAAAAUGGCUAGAGAGAUUCGCAUAUGUCAACACCACGAUUUACCCAAUUACUUCCAUUCCUCUGUUACUUUACUGCACAUUGCCAGCUGUCUGCUUGCUUACUGGGAAAUUCAUUAUCCCACAGAUUAGUAACCUCGCAAGUAUCUGGUUUCUUUCCCUCUUUCUCUCCAUCUUUGCCACUGGUAUACUGGAGAUGAGGUGGAGUGGUGUUGGAAUUGAUGAAUGGUGGAGGAACGAGCAGUUUUGGGUCAUUGGAGGUGUCUCGGCUCAUCUCUUUGCUGUAUUCCAAGGUCUGCUCAAAGUUCUUGCUGGAAUAGAUACGAAUUUCACAGUCACAUCUAAAGCUGGAGACGAAGAGGGAGAUUUUACUGAGCUCUACAUGUUCAAAUGGACAACUCUUCUGAUUCCUCCCACCACUCUUCUCAUCGUAAACUUGGUCGGAGUUGUUGCUGGGAUUUCCUAUGCAAUAAACAGCGGGUACCAAUCAUGGGGGCCGCUGUUUGGAAAAUUGUUCUUCGCCUUCUGGGUGAUUGUCCAUCUCUACCCCUUCCUCAAAGGUCUUAUGGGGAGGCAGAACCGCACCCCCACCAUUGUCGUGGUGUGGUCGAUUCUUCUAGCUUCGAUAUUCUCUUUGCUGUGGGUCAGAGUUGAUCCCUUCACCACUAGAGUCACUGGCCCAAAGGUCGAAGAGUGUGGAAUUAACUGCUAAUUUCGGCUUCUCAGAAGGGACUUUUUUGUCUGUGUGAUGUUUUUUUUUUUUUUUUUUUUUUUUUUUUUGUAGAAAGGGAAAGAUAAGAAAGCUAAAUUGUUUGGUAUACUUAUUGUAAGUUAAUGAAAUGUUUGUCCGUUGAAAUGUUAGAACAUGUAAGCUGUAAACCAUAUUUAUAAUGCAUUAGUUUAAUUUUUUUUCCA